AGCGCCUCCUUCUCUGAAUCCUGUUCUCCCGUUCAAUGGAUCUUUCACAGGAAAACCCACCGCAGGGAAUCAAGAAAAGGGGAAGGAAGGCCAAGAAAGUGCCCCUAGUCGAUGGCAAAGAGCCUCGGAAAGCCAACUUCAUCAAGAAAAUCAUCAAUGGUGAUAAACCAACUCAGGCUAAAAGUUUUGACAAGCGAAAGCCAACUCUGAUGAAGAAGGCUUUUGAGCUCCAGACACUGUGUGGCGUUGAAGUUUGUGUUGUCUGUUUCAGUCCUGAUGGGAAGGUUGAUGUUUGGCCUGAGGAGCCAAUUCGUGUUAAAGAUUUAAUCCUUAAAUAUAAAGGAUUUGGCAAGAAUGAGAAAAAAGAAUCGAACUGUCUGGAUUUCUUGGAAUCCAUGAGGAUGAAGCUUGAAAACAAGAAAAAAAAGAUGAUUAAAGAGAAGAUUGAUAGGCUGAUUUCAGGUUUGUCCAAGCAGCUUGAUUCGCUUUCGGGAGAUUCUUUGAUGGAUUCAGUGAAUGAACUAGAGGCUAAGAUCAAGAGUUUCAAGGAGAAAAUAGAGUUGCUAAGAACAGAAGAAGAGAAGGGAAAAGCAAUUCAGGCUGAUAAACAACUGAUCAUUAAUACUCAAAGCUCUCUUCUGGACUCAACUUCUGACCUUAUUGAUCAGGAUUUUUAUCAGAAAUGGCAGUGGAAUGGCUUCACAAAUUCAGACACUAUUACUCCUAAUUACGGAAGCUGCAGUGAUUUUCCUGAUCCGGAUUUGUUUAUCCAAGAAAACUUUGAUCUGCUGUCAGGAAUUUUCAGUACUGAAAAUCCUGUGAAUCAUCUUGAAGCAUCUGACAACAAUAUUAUACUUAACAAUGAUAUUCCUUUUGGAUUUCCACAGGAAAAUUCAAGCCCUGAUAAUGCACAGGAAAAGUUUGGUAUGGUAAAGGGAGAGAAUUAUAGCAGCAGCAGCAGCAGCAACUACAAUGGUUUUCUAAGUGAAGCUUUGCCAAUUUCAGUGUGGGCACCUCAGCCACUUUGAGAGUUUGUAGCCAGUCUAAUAA
Messenger RNA from Hevea brasiliensis (rubber tree), 1050 nucleotides. RefSeq names its product agamous-like MADS-box protein AGL19. Bases 36 to 1028 code for a protein of 330 amino acids. The transcript has a single exon. Gene Ontology annotation, molecular function: DNA-binding transcription factor activity, RNA polymerase II-specific; protein dimerization activity; RNA polymerase II cis-regulatory region sequence-specific DNA binding. Gene Ontology annotation, biological process: positive regulation of transcription by RNA polymerase II. NCBI's taxonomy places the organism in Eukaryota, Viridiplantae, Streptophyta, Magnoliopsida, Malpighiales, Euphorbiaceae. The record is from RefSeq and is a predicted model, not a curated record.